CUUAUCUGCAUGCCAUUGCUCCUAUUAUACUUUUCCAUCAUCAAAAAAUCUACUAAUGAUUUACAUUAGAAAUUUCUGUCUUAUCUGAACUUAGGAUGAGGUUUUGUUUUGUGAUUCUUGAUUUUAUGGUACCCUGGUUAGAAACCCAACAAAUAAUUUAUUGAUAAGGAAAGAUGGUUGCCAAUGCUUAUGAUGUUCAGGUUUUUCUCUGGAAAAUGAUAAAAUUAUCGUCGGAAACUUGUGUUACAUUUUCGAUAAAUUAUCCAUAUGUUUCUUUUUCUUUGUUGUGCAUUUUCCUCUUGUACAUGUCUUUUCCCUUAGCUUUUUGGGUUUUGAUUUAUUCUAUUCCUCUUGUUGUUUGUACUUGUAUUAUUUUGUGCAUCUCUUUCAACUUUGGAAAUGGCAAAAAGUGUAAAGACAAGGACGACGAGCAGAACGAUCGGAACACCAAGACUGCAGCAGAAGAUUCUACCCUCGAUAGGAGUAAAACGUCUUUCAAGCGGGUUCAUUCUGUUCGGCGAAGAAGAGCCAAAGAUAUCAGUAAAGAAGAUAACACGCAACAUAAUAAUGUUGAAGAAAAGGCUGCAAUUUCAUCAACCAACUUGAAUAAUCAUGACAUGGUUGAUAAAAAUGCCUUGACGGAAGACAGCCCUAAGGAAAUCCGAGAGGUGGAAGUAGAUAAAUCACCUGCUAGCAAUACUAAAGGUUCUUGUCAGAGUUUAAUGCAUGAAAAUAGGGACAAAAGUUUGAAGGGCUUGGAUGAUGAGGAAGAGGUCACAGAUAAUAAGAAUUAUAAGGCCACUCAAGGGAACGAAGACGACCAAAAGACCGCAAUGGAAGUGGGGAUUUCAAACAUGGAAAGGAGCAAAAGGCUAGAGAGUUUGAUCGCUAGGCGAAGAUCAAGAAAAUUAUUGAACCUUCAAAUUAGAAAGACACUGCUGAACAAGGAUAAAGAUGAUAAGUCGGGUCAAAUUAGUUCUCUUAUUAUACCUAAACUUAACAAUCCUUUUCUCUAUAACUUAGCUACACCAUUUUCCCCUGGCCCUGGCUCGGCCCCUUCUGUUUUGAUACCGAUGAGGAAUCCCUUUGACCUUCCUUAUGAUCCACAGGAGGAAAAACCUGACCUAACAGGGGAUAGUUUCCAACAGGAGUUCAUGUCAGUUAACAAGGAUGUGAUGUUCUGUAGGCAUGAGAGCUUCACCUUAGGGUCUUGUAUACCAGGAAGACUUGACGACAACCUGGAAGAAAUAUCAAUGGUCCAUGACUUUGGAUUUAUACAAAGAGCUUCCCCUAUAGGACAUCGAUUCUCCAGGUCGAAAAGUGAAGUUGAUAGGGCAUAUGCCCCGAUGGUGGAGCAAGGAUCAUUUGAAGAGUUUCAAUCUAAGCCAUCUACUGAGUAUCCUGUUGAUCACAUCAAGGAAGUCAUUGAAGUAUAUGACAAUAGCACUCAGGAUCAUGCAGAACAGAACAGUGAUGAAGUUCAAAUAAAACCAAUCCCGGAAGAAGUUUUGAGCCCGAGCUCAGCGUCUUCGUCUGAAGAGGAUGAACCAAUUUUCAAGUUAGAUAAAGAAGCAAUACUGAAAUCUCUCUCUUCUAUGGCCCGUAGAAACAUCGUUCUGGAACCCGAAAAUCAUGACCAGACAGGAGACAACUUGAAUGAUGUAACUUCUCACUUUGAGAAUACAUUACGUCUUCGUACUCCUUCCUAUUCCAUUGCUUCUGACUUGCAAGUUGAGGUGUCUGAAGUUAGUUCUCCCCCAUUGACAAUCGACGAAAACUUCUCGUACCAAGAUGAGGUUGCUUCAGCACAUGUCAAGGACAUGGAAACGAAUAGUACUUGUGAUAUUGGAGAAAUGUGGGCAGCCUCGUCUCACCAAUUUGGAGCAGAUGAAAAUGAAGUAAACGAGGUCAAAAAACAAGAUUCAGACGGACAUGGAUUUUCAAGAACCAACAAUCUUGAGGGUUUGUCAAACUCCACGGAAGAAUCAUUGAAUGAAAAGUACUGUAUUCAGUCGUCGUUGCAUUCACCAUCAAAUGUUGUGCUCCAUAAGAGUUGUCAAGCCGAAGCUACCAAUCCUCAUGAGAAGGUUCAUGAAACAUUGGAAACAUCAGUUGAUUCGAUUAUCUCGCAGGGCGACUCACUUGAAAAAGUAGCAUUCCCUAUACAUGAGAAGAAACAGCAGUCCGAAAUCAACUUAGAUCCCCCGACAUUACAUGAAAAUGAUUCUUCAAAGCUAAACGAAUCAUCGGAACCUUCUCAAGUGGCUAGACUGGAAGUCGACGACGCUGAAUCUAUUAACAAAGAGAAAAUUCCUGAAAGUGGCAUACAACCACAAGAAGCUGCCAAUAGUAGCUCACAACUACUGAGCGGUCAUGAAACAUCCAGGGAGAUGGUCAAUCAAACAAACAAGACUAGCUCUAGACCCUUCAGCAGCAAUGAUGAAGUCUCUAUUGAAAACUUCCAAGCUGUAGGCCCAACUGCUUCUAGCAAAGAUAAAGAUCUCGACACCAACUCACGUUCAUCACGGUCUACUGAAAAGGAAUUGUCCGAGCAUCAAGAGAAGGUCAUCGGAGAAGUAACAUGUGCUGAUAGUUAUAUGAAUCACAGUGAAAAUUCAGCCCUACUUGAAGAAACUAGACAUGAGGACUCUUGGAAGAAGCCAAAGGAUCACGAAAUACAAAACAACUCGACGAGUUCAAAUUGUUAUAUUGGUGCACUGAAAGAUGAACUUCCAAAAUUUAGUGGAAAUGAAACUCCUAUUGAUCUCUCAGGAGUAGUAGAAGCUAAUGAUAGCUCCAAAUGUCAUACAAAUAAUAGCAAAGACAAACAUGAUGACAAUUCACAUGUUCCAAUGCUGGUCGCCGAAGGCACAUUAGAAACUAUUAAUACUUCUGAAGGUGAAAUGGAGCAGCCAAUUCCAAGUGCCCAAGAAGUUGUACUACAGUAGAGAACCCACAAGUUCAUCAACCAGACUUAUCAAAGACGACAAAGAUAUAUAGUUCAACAGCCAAAGAAGUGAUACUUCAAGAGUUGAAGAAUCAUCUUAAUCCUCAGUUUGAUCAAGCUUGCAGGGCUCGAACAAUAAUCCAUGACAAAGAUUAAUGUACUUUUGUUGAUGAAAUAGAUCAUGAAUUAAUCAUCAAUUAGUGAAAGCAUCUAGUACGUAGUAGAGAAAGGUAAUUGUUCCAAUUAUGUCUUGAGGGAAUUGUAACAUAUUUUAGGACUUAGAUGUACAUGUUAAUGCAGAUUAAUUAAAAGAACUCCAUUGCGAGUUUACUAAAGAGUUAAAUGCAUAUUACCCCUUGUAUUAUAUGAAACGAGCAAAUUAUCCCCAUGUGAAAAAAUAAUAGUACA
Messenger RNA from Sesamum indicum (sesame), 3355 nucleotides. RefSeq lists its product as uncharacterized. Lineage: Eukaryota; Viridiplantae; Streptophyta; Magnoliopsida; Lamiales; Pedaliaceae. The record is from RefSeq and is a predicted model, not a curated record.